Symbiodinium pilosum is the source of this 600-nucleotide messenger RNA. The record is from the annotation of a GenBank genome assembly. NCBI's taxonomy places the organism in Eukaryota, Dinophyceae, Suessiales, Symbiodiniaceae.
AUGUCGCCAAUGGACAUGGAGGAGCUGCGUGCGGGUCGGGAGCCUGACCUGGUAGCCGUGCGCUGCGCCCGGCUGACGCUGCCCGCGCUGCUGCGCAGCGCAAAGUUCAUGCCGCGAGAUGGCGACGACAAGCGGAGCGACUGGAAGGAGGUUGCUUUGGGUGACGUGACGGGUGCGAGUAUUGCGGAAUGGAUGAUGCGCGCGGGCCAGGAGGCGCAGAUGGCGCAGGCUGGCCUCCAGAUGCCACAGAUAAACAUAAGCCUCGUCGAUUACGAAUUCAGCGAUGGGCCUGGAGGGAGCUCAGUCCUUACUUGGCAUGCGCUGAGCCAAAUCCAGGGGACGGCGGCUGAUCCCAACGCGCAAGUGCAAGGUUUGGGAGGCAAGUCGCUCAUGCCCCUGUCCGAAGCUGUUGGACGACCAGCUGUCCCUGGACAAGAAAUGCCUCCGCAGGCGACGACAGGCAGAGCCAUACUGCAGAAGGGGGUGGUCACCUUUGCGUUGGCACUGUCACCUGCAGAUCGCAUCCAGCCGUCCUAUAAGGGCCCGCUUGGCAAGCAGUACUUGGACUACAUCGUCAACAGCCUGAAGCUGACGGCGUGA